AUGGGGUGGAGGAUGGAUGGGGGGAGGAGAGGGCAAACGGUGGAUGGCGGGAGCGGAAGGCGAGGGAAAGAUCAGCGGAAAGUUGGGGGCAGCGAUUGGCGGAAUGGGCUGGGGGGGAAGGCGAGGGCGGAGGGUCAGGGGAGAGAUCAGCGGAGAGAUGGGGGGAGCGGAGGGGUGGGGGAGGCACGAGGGGCGCGCGGGGAGGACGAGGGGGGCGGACAGAGAGGGGUGGGCGCGGGGGCAGGGGACAGGGUUCAGGGUUUAGCCGUUACGGGACGGAUUGGUUUGAUGAGGGGCGUGGAGGGUUUCGGGGGAGACGGCGGGGAGAGGGGGAUGGGGAAAGGGCGGAGUGGCAAGGGGAAGGAAGGGGGAUCGGCGGAAGAGGGGAGAGCGGAUGGGGGGAGGGCGGAGAGGGUUUCGGCACUGGCGGGUGGGAGAGGGGGAAGGGACGCGCGGCAAGGGGGGUGGGGGGGUGAUGCGGAUGAGUGGGCGGAGGACGGGGGGGAUUGGCGGGUGGCGGAGCGGGAGGCUGAUGAUUGGGGGGACGACAGGGGCGCGCGGGGGGACGGGGGAAGGGCAAGGGGAGGCGGGGCAAGCUCGAGGGGGGGCAGGAGUGGCGGAUGGGAAAGAGGAGGGCGCAAUGGCGGAGAACAGAUGGGGGUUUACGAGCAGUGGAGCAGGGGGAUGAGCAAGCGGAGGGCGAAGGUUGUGGGGGUGCGGGAGGAGGGAGAGGGGGGCAUGGGGCAAGGUGGGGAGGAGGGGAAGGCGGGGAGAGAGGGUAAGGAAGGGAAGGAGGGGAGGGAAGGGAAUGAGGGGAGGGAGGGCAUGGGGGAAGAAGGAGGGAAUUCAGAUGAGGAGGGGGGGAGGCGCUGGUGGCAGCGCGGGGAUAAGUAUGUUCGGGGGGAGAGGAAUUUGAGGGAGGAGGGGGAUGUGAGGGGGGAGAGGAAUUUGAGGGAGGAGGGGGAUGUGGGGGGGGAGGGGAAUGUGAGGGGGGAGAGGAAUUUGAGGGAGGAGGGGGAUGUGGGGGGGGAGAGGGAUGUGCGUGGUGAGAGGGGUGAGGGUAGGGGGCGCAACGUGGAGGAGAGGAUGUAUAAGGGGAGGGAUUAUAAGGAGGGGGGUUAUGAGAGGAGGGAUUACAGUGAGCCUGAGAGAGUGCAAGAGGAGAGGGGUUAUGAUAGGAGGAGCGGGUACAGCGGCAGAGGAAGGUAUGAGGGGGAGGGGCGCAUGGAAAGAGACAGGGGCGUGGGUAACAGGGAAGGGGUGGGCGGUAGCAGAGGGGGGACGGGUAGCAGGAGAGUAGACAGGGAAGGGGGCUAUGAUGAGAGGAACGGGUACAGCGGCAGAGGGAGGUACGAGGGGGAGGGGCAGAUUGAACGAGACAUGGGCAUGGGCGGUAGCAGAGGAGGCAUGGGUAGUAGCAGCAGAGUAGACAGGGAAGGUGGCUAUGAUGAGAGGAACGGGUACAGUGGCAGAGGGAGGUACGAGGGGGAGGGGGGCAUGGAGAGGGAUGCAGGUGCGGGCGGCAGGGGAGGCAUGGGCGGGGGAAGGGGAGAUGGGAACGAGAGGGAUGAAUAUGAUGGUAGGGGCGUUUGCACGAGGGGAGGAGGUGAGCCGAGGGGCAUGGGCACUGGAAGCAGGGGGGGUAUGAGCGGGGAAAGAGGAUUGAACGGAGGCAGAUUGGGCAGGGAAAGGGGAGCAGAGGGAGGGAGAGGGGCAAGGUGGGAGAAGGAAGGAGGCACGAGUGGUAGAGGCACUCGGCGAGAAUAUGCUGAAUGGGAGGAGCAGGAAGGAGAGGAAGGAGAGGAAGGUGAUGAGGAGGGGAUGCGAGGAGGCGGAGGGAGAGGCAGCAGUGGUGGGAGAGGCACGUUGCGGCAGUCGUCAACAUCAGAAUCAGCGGUAUCAAGUUUACCUGCUGCUGUUCUUGAAGAGCCCACUUUGAACUGCGAGCAUUUCACAAACUGCUCCAGCUACACUCGCAGUGCUGCCCUUGACCGCGCUCUAGUCAUGGCGGAGGCAGAGGCGCGUAACAUUGCUCAUCACCUGCCUUUCGUCUCCCCCUUCUCUCCCCUUUCCCCCCCAUGCACCUGCUCCGCCUGCACUCCCAAUGCUGCCCUGGACCGCCCUGCCAUUAUCACAGAAGCAGAGGUGCAUAACACCACAGAAGCAGAGGUGCAUAACACCACAGAAGCAGAGGUGCAUAACACCACAGAAGCAGAGGUGCAUAACACCACAGAAGCAGAGGUGCAUAACACCACAGAAGCAGAGGUGCAUAACACCACAGAAGCAGAGGUGCAUAACACCACAGAAGCAGAGGUGCAUAACACCACAGAAGCAGAGGUGCAUAACACCACAGAAGCAGAGGUGCAUAACACCACAGAAGCAGAGGUGCAUAACACCACAGAAGCAGAGGUGCAUAACACCACAGAAGCAGAGGUGCAUAACACCACAGAAGCAGAGGUGCAUAACACCACAGAAGCAGAGGUGCAUAACACCACAGAAGCAGAGGUGCAUAACACCACAGAAGCAGAGGUGCAUAACACCACAGAAGCAGAGGUGCAUAACACCACAGAAGCAGAGGUGCAUAACACCACAGAAGCAGAGGUGCAUAACACCACAGAAGCAGAGGUGCAUAACACCACAGAAGCAGAGGUGCAUAACACCACAGAAGCAGAGGUGCAUAACACCACAGAAGCAGAGGUGCAUAACACCACAGAAGCAGAGGUGCAUAACACCACAGAAGCAGAGGUGCAUAACACCACAGAAGCAGAGGUGCAUAACACCACAGAAGCAGAGGUGCAUAACACCACAGAAGCAGAGGUGCAUAACACCACAGAAGCAGAGGUGCAUAACACCACAGAAGCAGAGGUGCAUAACACCACAGAAGCAGAGGUGCAUAACACCACAGAAGCAGAGGUGCAUAACACCACAGAAGCAGAGGUGCAUAACACCACAGAAGCAGAGGUGCAUAACACCACAGAAGCAGAGGUGCAUAACACCACAGAAGCAGAGGUGCAUAACACCACAGAAGCAGAGGUGCAUAACACCACAGAAGCAGAGGUGCAUAACACCACAGAAGCAGAGGUGGAGUGGCGGUGCCAUACCGAGCUGCCAGUGAGGGGCACAGCAGGGGAUCGGCUGGUGGGGCUGCCUUGUCAAUAUAUUGCUGUCUCCUCCCCCCACCAUUUACAGGUGGAGUGGCGCUGCUGUGCCAAGCUAGCAGUGAGGGGCACAGCACACCCCAUGUCUUUCCCGCAACACCCACCCGUUGCCCAACCCUUGUUGCCCGAGCAGGUGGAGUGGCGCUGCAGAGCCAAGCUAGCAGUGAGGGGAACAGCAGAGGAGCCGCUGGUGGGGCUGUAUGCAGCACGGUCUCACGAUGUGGUGGAUAUUCCCACGUGUAGAGCCCCUAUCCGCUCCGCCGUGGCAGCAAACCUUCCUCCCGCCGCCACGCCUCCAUCUGCCCGCCGACGCGUCCGACCUCCGCGCCGACGCGGACGACCAGCGCGGCGACGCGGACGACCUGCGACCGCCGCGGACGGCCAGCGCGCGACCCCCGACGACCAGCGCGCUGCCGCGGACGGCCAGCGCGGCCUCGCCGACGGCCCGCGCGCUGACGCGGACGGCCAGCGCGGCCCCGCCGACGACCCGCGCGCUGACGCGGACGGCCAGCGCGGCUCCGCCGACGACCCGCGCGCUGACGCGGACGGCCAGCGCGGCCCUGCCGACGACCCGCGCGCUGACGCGGACGGCCAGCGCGGCCCCGCCGACGACCCGCGCGCUGACGCGGACUGCCAGCGCGGCCCCGCCAACGAGCCGCGUGCUGACGCGGACAGCCAGCGCGCGGCCACGAAAGAACCGCGCGCCACCGCGGACGGCCAGCGCGCGGCCGUCGACGCCCCUGCGCCGACGUGGACGGCUGGCGCGCAGCCGCGGCUGAUCUGCCCGCCGUCGCGUUCGCCUGCCCGCGAUCUCCACGACCUCGAAACCCUAAUACCUCCCCGCACUUCCGCACCAGCCUCUCUUCCCCUCUACCUCCUCCCCCUACUCCACCCCUAA
Molecule: messenger RNA, 4056 nt
Organism: Closterium sp. NIES-65
Lineage: Eukaryota; Viridiplantae; Streptophyta; Zygnematophyceae; Desmidiales; Closteriaceae
Source: the annotation of a GenBank genome assembly